CGACGAACACGUGGUGGCUCAUGCCGGAGGCGGUGGCGGCUUUGAAAAGAGUGUUGAGUCCGACGUUGAUACACUCCAUGGAGAUCAUCGCCGGAAACGGUAGAGCCGCUUCCAUCAGGUUGAUUUCCCACAAACAUUGAAAAAAUGAAUCAAAUUUCCAUCUGGGCGUUUCUUGUUUGUUCAUUUCUGUUCAUCUUUACCAAUGCUGAUGGUGUCGAUGAUUCUGUAAAGAGCUCACUGAUUCAGUUUCUUGCAAAACUCAGUCCCCAAAAUGGCCAACACAACCAGCAUCUUGGAUGGAACAUUUCUUCUGAUCCUUGCAAGAACAGAUGGCUUGGUUUGGUCUGUGAUGGAAGAAAUGUUUCUGUAAAGAAACUGUUUCUUGACGGCUUGAAUCUUUCAGGAACUCUUCAAACAAGCUUCCUCUGCAACUCAAAGCCUCUACUGAAUUCCCUCACUGUUCUAAGCCUCAAUUACAACAACAUCUCCGGAGAAAUCCCAGCUGAUAUUGAUAAUUGCAAGCAGCUGACACGGUUUCAUGUAAGAGGAAAUAAAUUCCAUGGAAAUCUACCAAGUUCUUUAUCCAAGUUAGUCAACCUUAAAAGACUCGAACUUUCAGACAAUAACUUAUCUGGGAACUUGCCAGAUUUGUCCAGGAUCUCAGGCCUCACCAUGUUCCUUGCUGAGAACAAUAAGUUCUCUGGAGAGAUACCCCAGUUUGAAUUCUCCAACUUUGAGAGAUUUAAUGUUUCCUUUAACAAUUUCUCCGGUCCGAUGCCGACCGACGGCGGUAGCUACUUUGCUUCAGACAGCUUCAUGGGAAAUCCACUGCUUUGUGGAGAUCCAUUGCCAACAAAAUGCCACUCACUCAAACUAGAAGAAGUCAAACCAGGAGGUGAAGAAUCAAAGCACAACAACAAAGACCAUAUUUUGAUAUUCUCAGGAUACAUAAUGAUAGGUGUUUUCUUAACAUUUAUAGCAGUUUUCAUGAUAUGUAAAAGGAGGAAAAAGGUAAGAAAAGAGGAUUCAAGCAACAGAGUUGCAGCAGUAGAUGAUGAUGGAAUUAGCAGCAAGUUCAGUACUGUUUCUUUGUCAAGUGAAUACAAAACAAGCAAGGCAGAGUUUUCAAUGCUUUCAAGUGAGAGUGGAGGGUUGUCAUCAUCUCUGAUAGUGCUUACAAAUCCAGUGGUGAAUGGGUUGAAGUUUGAGGACUUGCUUAAGGCUCCUGCUGAGCUGAUUGGGAGAGGGAACCAUGGAAGUCUUUAUAAGGUUAUGUUUGAUUAUGGGAUGGUGUUUGCUGUGAAGAGGAUUAAGGAUUGGGGCAUUUCAAGUGAUGAGUUUAUGAAAAGAAUGUGUAAGAUUGAUAGAGUGAAGCAUCCUAAUGUGCUUCCACCACUUGCCUUCUAUAGUUCUGAUCAUGAGAAGCUUUUGGUGUAUGAAUUUCAGCCUAAUGGAAGCCUAUUCAGCCUUCUUCAUGGAUCAUCAAGCCACAACAAGAACUCAUUCCCCUGGAUCAGCAGGCUUGAAAUAGCAGGCAGAAUAGCGAAGGCAUUAGCACAAAUGCACAAGGGGUUAGAACAAGAAGAAAUAGCUCAUGGCAACUUGAAAUCAUCAAACAUACUCAUGAACUGGAACAUGGAGGCGUGCAUAAGUGAAUAUGGGCUCCAUGAAAGCACCUCCUUCAGAUCAGAUGUUCAUGGAUUUGGGCUCAUCCUCCUUGAGCUGCUCACAGGGAAGCUUGCGAGAGAUGAAAAAGGGAUUUGUUUGGCAGAUUGGGUUAGAACUGUUCUUAGAGAAGAAUGGACUGCAGAAGUUUUGGACAGCUCCUUGUUGGCUGAAGCAGCAAGCGAAGAGAGGAUGGUGAACUUGUUAGUGGUCGCUGUUAAAUGCGUUGAGAGUUCUCCCCAUGCAAGGCCCAACAUGGACCAGGUUGUUGCCAUGAUUGACUCAAUCAAGGAGGAUGAACAGGACACUUCCAUCAUUUCUAUUCUCUCAAAUUAGUUCCAUUCCAUUAAUUGUUCAUUCAAACAUAACUCAAUUAGUUAAAUU
Cucurbita pepo subsp. pepo (vegetable marrow) is the source of this 2049-nucleotide messenger RNA. RefSeq names its product putative inactive receptor kinase At2g26730. The record is from RefSeq and is a predicted model, not a curated record. NCBI's taxonomy places the organism in Eukaryota, Viridiplantae, Streptophyta, Magnoliopsida, Cucurbitales, Cucurbitaceae. Gene Ontology annotation, molecular function: protein kinase activity; ATP binding; protein binding. Gene Ontology annotation, biological process: protein phosphorylation.